CACAUGUUUUUGUGACAUAUCAGGACAUGAAUUUGUAUAAUGACAAGGGUAUGAAAUGCAAAUACAACUACAAACCCAGUGAUGUUGGGACCACCCUAGCAACCACCCAGAACACCCUAGCAACCACUCAGACCAUUCUGCCAAUCGCACAACAACACCCUAGCAACAACCCAGACAACCUUAAGGACACCCAGAACACCCCAGAGCAACAGCGUAACCACCACCCAGACAAUAGUAAUGUCUAGCAACCACAUAGGAACCAACCAAAAAAAGGUUCAUAAAUCCAGUUGAAGCUCCUGUGCAUCACAGCCAGUGAAGCUUGUUGAACUCUCUGUGUUUCAGCUUCCGAUGAUGAGCGGUGCGUUCAUGGAAGCGUCUCCGCUGGACGACUGCAGCGCGGAGCACUCGCUCUUUAACUCCUCGGCCAGCGUGAACGCAGUGCCUCCUGCAUCCUCAGCGCAGGUCCAGCAGGAGGAGCCGCAGCGCGUGUCCAGCGACGCCGUCUGGCUCUGGAUCGCCAUCUUCGCCACCAUCGGCAACAUCGUGGUGGUCGGAGUCGUCUAUGCUUUCACUUUCUGAGGACGGAACAGCUAUUUAAGACUUAUGGUGAAGACAAAACUAUUAUUUUGCUGUGAGGCUCCACACACACUGAGUCAUGGACACACGAGGAGACGAGCUAAAAGAUUCAACUCACUGAAAGAACUGGACCACCUUAAACAUCUCCAGAGACAUAAGGUGCAGUUCUGAGAAGUGCUAGUCAAUGAU
Molecule: messenger RNA, 765 nt
Organism: Cyprinus carpio (common carp)
Lineage: Eukaryota; Metazoa; Chordata; Actinopteri; Cypriniformes; Cyprinidae
Gene: c17h14orf132
Exons: 1
Coding region: 349-579 (76 amino acids)
Source: RefSeq, a predicted model, not a curated record